Molecule: messenger RNA, 2169 nt
Organism: Gossypium raimondii (Peruvian cotton)
Lineage: Eukaryota; Viridiplantae; Streptophyta; Magnoliopsida; Malvales; Malvaceae
Exons: 6
Coding region: 1-2169 (722 amino acids)
Molecular function (GO): nucleic acid binding; zinc ion binding
Source: RefSeq, a predicted model, not a curated record
AUGGAUUCAAUGGAGAGUCCAUGGUUUGAAGUUGAACAAAAUACUUUAGGGGGAGAUUUUGGAGUAGAAGCGUCUGACUCAGAUGAUAGUUCAUAUAAAGCUUAUGAGUCAGGUACUUCUUAUUCUGAUUCUUUUGAGUCUGAUGGUGAUAGGGUAGAUGAACCAGAGGUUGAACUAGUAGGUGAAAUGAUACAGAAGGAGUUAGACCACUUACUGGGUUUAAGUUUUUGGAGUUUAGAAGAUGAUUUUGAUAGUAACAGUGAUGAUGAUUUGAAUAAUGACCUGGAUUAUGAUAAAUAUGGGGAUAAAAGGUACCCUCUAUUCAAUCCUCAAACUGAUAUGAAGAACCCUAUAUUGAUAAAUAGUUUGGUUUUCCCUAGUAGAGACAUUUUAAAAGAUGCAAUUAAACAGUAUGGGAGGAUUAAUAGGGUAGAAACCAAACUAACUAGGAAUGACAAGCUUAGGGUGAAAGCAGUCUGUGUACCUAGUUGUCCAUGGACAUUAUGGGCAUCCAAGUUAAAUCCUAAGGAUCCAAUGGAUGGGAGUUGGCAAAUUAAGACCUUAGUCAACCACCAUAAGUGUGGCAAGGUAAUGAAAAAUAAGAAUAUUACUUCAAAGUGGAUGGCUAGACAUUAUUUACACAAAUUUCAAGUUGAUCCUAAUUAUUCCUUAACAUCCUUACAAAAUGAUAUUAGGGUGGAUUUUGGAACAAUAGUGUCUCGGACUAAAUGUAUGAGGGCUAAGAUUAGGGCUCUGGAACUAGUUCAAGGGAAUCACAAAGCCCAAUAUGUCAAUAUAUAUGAUUAUUUACUUGAGUUAAGGAGAAGCAACCCUGGUACAACAACCAUCUGUAAAUUAGACUAUAGGCUAUUUCAGAGGCUUUAUAUAUGCCUUGAAGCAUGCAAAUCAGGUUGGUUAACUGGUUGUAGGAGAAUUAUAGGGUUAGAUGGGUGUUGGCUGAAGGGAUAUUAUGGUGGACAUUUGCUUGCUGCUGUCGGGGUUGAUGCCAAUGAUUGUAUAUAUCCAGUGGCUUUUGCUGCAGUUGAGAGUGAAAACAAACAAUCAUGGUUUUGGUUCCUCGAGUUGUUAUGGAGGGAUUUGGAGAUCGACAAAUCCUACAAUAUAUGCUUUAUGUCUGACAAACAAAAGAGUUUAAUAGAAGCGAUUUCUUUGUUGUACCCUAAUGCUGAAGCAAGAAAUUGUGCCAGACAUCUUUACAAUAAUUUUAAAAAUAUGGAAGGAUUUAGAGGCCAAGUUAUGCGUCUUACUUACUGGAAAGCUGCUAAAGCAACUUUUCCAAGACAAUUUGAAGAAGCAAUGUCUGAAAUGAGGUCACUGUCAGAACCUGUUAAGGCUUGGCUGCGUGACAAGGAUCCAAGAACUUGGUCAAGAGCCCACUUCUCAACUAGAUGCAAAUCUGAUCUAUUACUGAACAACAACAAUGAAUGUUUCAACAAGAUCAUUUUAGAAGCUAGACAUAAACCCAUCCUAACGAUGUUGGAAAUAAUUAGAAGAAAAGUCAUGACUAGGUUGGUUUCUAUGAGAGAGGCUGCUGAGAAGUAUCCUGGACCUUUAUGUCCAAGGAUACAGAAGAAGUUGUCUGAAAUUGUUAGUCAGUCCAAUAAUAUAUGGCCGAUAUAUGCUGGAAAUGAGAAGUAUAAGGUAGACUGUGGAUUAGGCAACAAGCAUGUGGUUGACCUCCUCAACUCCUCCUGUUCAUGCAGAAAAUGGGACUUGUCAGGAAUUCCAUGUAAGCUUGCUGUUUCUUGCAUGCAAUUACUUGCUGUGAGCCCUGAAACAUAUGUAAAUACAUGUUAUACUGUCACUACCCAGUUGAAUAUUUACAGCCACUUGAUUAACCCUGUAAAAGGUCCUAUGAAAUGGGAACAUGUAAGGGAGAUGGAACCCAUUCUUCCACCUAUAAUUAGAAGGCCCCCAGGAAGACCCAAACAAAUAAGGAGGAAGGAAAUAGAUGAAGUACGAAAGAGUGGACCAAAAUUAAGCAAGACAGGGCAGCAAGCUAAUUGCACCAAAUGUGGCAAACCAGGCCAUAAUACAAGGACUUGCAAAGGGAUUGUUGGGGGUAACCAAAUGGCAAGCCAACAAAGCUCAAACCUGACAGCAAAUUUUAGGGCUAAAUUACCUGUCAAAAGGAAAUCUAUUUUGUGA